AUGGAGGACUACUUGAGAAAAAACUUCGACGUCGAACCAAAACGACCUUCCAACGAGGCCCUCAGGCGCUGGAGAGAUGCCGUCUCCGUCGUCAAGAACCCUCGCCGCCGCUUCCGCAUGGUCGCCGAUCUCGCCAAGCGCGCCGAAGACGAUAAAAAGCGCAAGAAACUCCAGGAAAAGAUACGAGUAGCUCUUUAUGUGCAAAAAGCAGCAUUGCAAUUCAUCGAUGCUGGUAAAGAAGCUCGUGGAUACAGCCUUUCCAAACAAGUUAGUGAUGCUGGUUUUAGCAUUUCACCUGACGAGCUUGCAUCAUUUGUGCGAUCCCAUGAUAAUAAGGGUUUGGAAGCACGAGGGGGAGUUGAAGGAGUAGCAGGAAAUAUAUCAGUAUCCUUGAAAGAAGGUGUCGUGUCAAGCAAGAUACCCGGUAGACAAGAUGUAUUUGGCCUCAACCGAUUUAUGGAGAAGCCUUCUAAAGGCUUUUGGAUGUUCGUCUGGGAAGCCAUACAAGAUUUAACUCUAAUCAUCCUUAUGGUUUCUGCUGUGGUCUCUAUCGGCGUUGGCAUUGCAACUGAAGGGUGGCCAAAGGGUAUGUAUGAUGGGUUGGGUAUAAUACUCAGCAUCUUGUUGGUUGUGAUGGUCACUGCAAUCAGUGACUACAGGCAGUCUUUGCAAUUCAAAGAACUGGACAAGGAGAAAAAAAAUAUAAUGAUUCAGGUAACUAGGGAUGGACGCAGACAGAAGGUUUCUAUCUACGAUUUGGUAGUUGGAGAGGUUGUUCAUCUUUCAAUUGGAGAUCAAGUUCCAGCUGAUGGCCUUCUCAUAUCAGGCCACAGCUUACAAAUCGAUGAAUCAAGCUUGUCAGGUGAGAGUGAGCCGGUGGACAUAAAUCAAGAUAGACCUUUUAUUCUUGGAGGAACCAAAGUGCAAGAUGGCUCUGGUAAAAUGCUAGUUACAUCAGUUGGUAUGAGGACUGAGUGGGGACAGCUAAUGGUUACUCUGAGUGAGGGAGGAGACAAUGAGACACCACUACAGGUGAAACUCAAUGGCGUUGCAACCAUUAUUGGAAAAAUUGGUUUGGCAUUUGCAGCUCUUACAUUUGUUGUUCUGACUACGAGGUACUUAGUUAACAAGGGAAUACACCAUGACAUGACGAACUGGUCUAUGAAUGAUGCAUCAGCACUUUUGAAUUAUUUCUCUACUGCAGUUAUCAUAAUAGUUGUUGCUGUUCCUGAGGGGCUUCCUCUAGCAGUGACACUGAGUCUUGCCUUUGCAAUGAAAAAACUAAUGGGUGAUAAGGCACUUGUGAGGCAUCUUUCAGCAUGCGAGACCAUGGGAUCCGCUAAUUGUAUUUGCACAGAUAAGACGGGAACCUUGACAACAAAUCAUAUGGUGGUGAAUAAGAUAUGGAUCUGUGACGAAGCCAAGAGUGCUCAGGACAAAGAUGUAUUGAAGUCAGUGUCUGAAAAAGUUUAUAACCUCCUCUUGCAGUCUAUCUUUCUGAAUACAACCUCAGAGGUAGUAAAAGGGGAAGAUGGGAAAAAUAGUAUUAUAGGUACUCCAACAGAGAUGGCAAUAGUAGAAUUUGGCAUGCUUCUGGGAGGUGAUUUUAAAUCUUUCAGUGAGAAGUAUAAGAUAGAUAUGGUGGAACCAUUCAAUUCAAUAAAAAAAAAGAUGUCAGUGCAAGUGGCUCUUCCUGGUAGUGAUAUGUCUCGAGCAUUCUGCAAAGGCGCAUCAGAAAUAGUUUUAGGAAUGUGUGACAAGGUUGUCAAUACUGAUGGUGAAGCUUUGCCUUUGUCUGAAGAGCAAAGAAACAAAAUAUCUGAUGUCAUAAAUGGUUUUGCUUGUGAAGCUUUAAGAACUCUAUGCGUAGCUUUCAAGGAUAUAGAGAGCCCCUCUGGUGCGGAAAGUAUUCCUGAAGAUGGAUAUAUAUUAAUAGCUGUUGUGGGAAUUAAGGAUCCUGUGCGCCCUGCCGUGAGGGAAGCAGUGAAGACUUGUUUAGAUGCUGGGAUCACUGUGCGGAUGGUCACUGGUGAUAAUAUCAAUACAGCUAAAGCCAUAGCUAAAGAGUGUGGCAUUUUGACAGAAGAUGGUUUAGCUAUAGAAGGGCCAGAUUUCCGAAAAAUGAACGAACAAGAGAUGGCAGAAAUUAUCCCAAAACUGCAGGUGAUGGCACGAUCCUUGCCUUUGGACAAGCACACUUUAGUGAAGCAGUUGAGGAAUGUGCAUAAAGAUGUAGUGGCAGUAACUGGUGAUGGGACUAAUGAUGCUCCUGCUUUGCAUGAGGCAGACAUUGGCCUCGCUAUGGGUAUAGCUGGUACAGAGGUUGCGAAAGAAAAUGCUGAUGUUAUCAUAAUGGAUGAUAACUUUACAAGUAUAGUGAAUGUUGCAAGAUGGGGCCGUGCAGUUUAUAUCAACAUCCAAAAGUUUGUUCAGUUCCAGUUAACGGUUAACAUUGUCGCUCUGAUGCUCAAUUUUGUAUCAGCAUGCGUCUCAGGAUCGGCUCCUCUCACUGCUGUUCAAAUGCUUUGGGUAAACUUGAUCAUGGAUACUCUUGGUGCUUUGGCACUGGCUACAGAGCCACCACAUGAUGGCCUUAUGAGAAGACCUCCAGUUGGAAGGAAUACUAAUUUCAUCACUGGGAUCAUGUGGAGGAAUAUCAUUGGUCAGAGUAUCUAUCAAAUUACUGUCCUUCUGGUUCUUAAUUUCUGUGGUAUGCGUCUUCUAACUAUCACCGGUCCGAAAGCAAGUUCUACUCUCAAGACCUUCAUAUUCAACAGUUUUGUAUUUUGCCAGGUAUUCAAUGAGAUAAACAGCCGUGAUAUGGAGAAAAUCAAUGUGUUCGGAGGGAUGUUUCAAAGUUAUACUUUCAUGGUAGUCAUGAUCUGCACAGUAGUGUUCCAAAUCCUAAUAAUUGAAUUUUUGGGCACUUUUGCUCAAACAGUUCCACUGAGCUGGGAGUUGUGGUUAGCAAGCGUCUUGAUUGGAGCCGUAAGUUUACUGGUCGCCGUUGUCUUGAAGUGCAUUCCUGUCUUAAUAAGGAAACAAGAUGCUAAGGAUCACGACGAUAUCCACGAACCUCUCCUCCGUGGCCCUGAGCUGGCAUGA
Molecule: messenger RNA, 3105 nt
Organism: Fragaria vesca subsp. vesca
Lineage: Eukaryota; Viridiplantae; Streptophyta; Magnoliopsida; Rosales; Rosaceae
Product: calcium-transporting ATPase 4, plasma membrane-type-like
Exons: 7
Coding region: 1-3105 (1034 amino acids)
Biological process (GO): calcium ion transmembrane transport
Cellular component (GO): membrane; intracellular membrane-bounded organelle
Molecular function (GO): P-type calcium transporter activity; ATP hydrolysis activity; ATP binding
Source: RefSeq, a predicted model, not a curated record